This is a messenger RNA of Miniopterus natalensis, 1887 nucleotides long. Lineage: Eukaryota; Metazoa; Chordata; Mammalia; Chiroptera; Miniopteridae. The record is from RefSeq and is a predicted model, not a curated record.
AUGAAAAACCUAUGUGUUAGAGUCAUUACCAUGGUUCUAAGUCUUUAUUUUACUGGAACAAGGACCAACCCAUCAAGAAAAAGCAGUAUUUUCAGUUCUGAGUGCCAGUGGAAUGGAUAUGUUCUGACAAAUUGUGCCUUUACUGGAAAGCAGGAUACACCUGGGGACAUCUCACAGACAGCAGCCACAGUGGAUGUGAGUUCCAAUUUCUCUAGGGUCCUCUUACAACCGCCCACGAAAGAAGAACAGAACAGAAAACGUCUGGACCUCAGUAACAAUCUCAUAUCGAAAGUAAGCUUCAGCCCUCUUGCCCAUUUACACGGCUUGGAAAUAUUAAACCUCAGCAACAACGCCAUCCACUCCUUCUCAUUGGAUCUACCCAGUCCGAAGUCCUCCGGGGUGAAACGCCACAGAAGCCGCUUGAGAAGUGGGCUUCCACAUCUAAAGCUGCUGAUUCUUCAAAGAAAUAAACUCAGUGACAUUCCCCAGGGAUUGUGGAAACUGAAAUCAUUACAGAGUUUGGACCUGUCAUUUAAUGAGAUAUUGCAAAUUGGUGUGCCUGAUUUCCACAACUGCCUGCAAUUGGAGAACCUCUAUUUAAGAAACAACAAGAUAUUCAGAAUUCAUCCAGAAGCCUUCAAGGACCUCAAAAAAUUACAGGUCGUGGACCUCAGCAACAAUGCUCUGACGGCCGUCCUGCCCAUGGUGGCCAUCGCCCUGGAACUUCCCCACCUGGAGGCUGGCCUGGCCGGUAACCAAUGGCACUGCGACGAUAGCGUGGCGGUCUUCCGGAGUUUCAUUUCUGAAUCCUGGAGGAGAAAGUGGGAUGCAAUUUGCAACAAGUCUAUCAUCGGGCUCGAGGCGGCAGACCGGUGGGCUCCCAAAAGCAGAAUUCCCAGGGAGACCCGGCUUCCUCACCCCGACCUGAAUCCCGGGAAAAGCCUCACAAGGAGCAAGGCUGCGAGCCCCCGGGACGGAGCGGACGGAGCGGACGGAGCGGACGGAGCGGACGGAGCGGACGGAGCGGAUGGAGCCGGGGGCGCGGGCAGCCCGAGGGCCGGCGAGCCCCCGCAGGGCAAGGGCCAGGACCCCUGGAGCGGCCCGCCGGCCCAGGGCCUCGAGGACAACCUCGCCCCCCAGAAGGCUCGGGGGGAAUGUGAGAACCAGGAGGCGCACUUGGAAAGACCUUCCAUUUCUGGUUCAGACUCUGGUUCAGACUCUGGCUUGUACGAGAGUCGAAGGGAACAUGCCUGGAGCACCCACAAACGUGGCAGCCCGUGGACCUUGCCCGGGUCCCCGGGCGACAGUCCCCCCGGGGACGCGGUCCCGGGCGUGCCCGCUGAGGCCGAGCACUGGCACCGCUCCCUCCGAGACCUGGAGUUCUUCCGUGCGGGUGCUCCGCCGCCCACGCCGCCGCCCACGCCGCGCUCCGCUGCAGCUCCCGCGGGCCCUGGCGAGGCCGCCUGGGGAGAACCUAAGACCCUCACAACGAGACUGCAAGGCGGGCAGCAUGCCCUCCAGCCUGAGGGCCCCCGAGGCCCGCGAGUGGGGGGGCGUCCCCCGGGGGACCGUGACUCCAGAGACAUGAGCCCAGCACGACUCGCACAGCCCUGCGGCGAGGAGCCAGCCCUUCAGGGUGAAAGGGGAGGCGGGGGGAGAGUUCUGAAGAGGGCCCAAGAGCAAGAUUCCCUUGGCCGCGCGCUCACGGGCUGUCACGGGGCUGCUGCGCCCACUCUGGGCCCUUCCAACCUCUGCCACUCUUUACUCACUGGAGGCACCUUGGGCAGUGACUGUGACGACUUGGCCGGCCCAGCCGGCAGCAGCAUGGUCCUGGCCCAAGCUGUGCUGGUGGCCUCAGCCUCUAACUGUGUGCAGGGUGGCCCCUAA